Messenger RNA from Centruroides sculpturatus (bark scorpion), 1227 nucleotides. RefSeq lists its product as uncharacterized. NCBI's taxonomy places the organism in Eukaryota, Metazoa, Arthropoda, Arachnida, Scorpiones, Buthidae. The record is from RefSeq and is a predicted model, not a curated record. The transcript has 2 exons. The coding region runs from base 384 to 929 and encodes 181 amino acids.
AAUGAUUAACACUACUUAAACAGUGUCCAAUGAAUAUCCAUUCUGAUGAGCACCAGUUUGGGUGGGAAAAUUCCACCCGGUGGUUUCCUUUAUAAGUGAUAAAAUUACAUUAGAUAUUAGACUUAGUGCAGUUUUCAAGGCUGCAUUGUACAGUACUGUACAUGGUGAUAAAUUGAUAAUGUGCUGGAUGAUAUCAAAUGGAGUACGAGGAAAUCACAGAUAUGGAGGACCCGAAAUCCUAUUUAAGCAUUGGGUCAAGGGCUGCUUUGCUGAAUAUUCUGCCAAGCUUUUUGCAAGAGAAAAAUGGAAAUUAUAUUGAAGGGUAAUUUCUGUAGAAGACGUGUACUGCUUUUCUCACGUUUCAGUCAAACAGGUAUUAUCCUAUGCGUGUCUUUAAUAUAUUUCCAGUCCAGUACAUAGCAAACGAAUUUCGAGUAAAAAGGUUUCAUUGUCUACAGGCAAGCGCCAAAUCCGACAAAGGGCGCCGUUUUUCAGCCGAGAUGGCUGCUGAAACAGGUAACUGUGGUGCUCGUGUCGAAGAGAGCACGCAAGCACAGGUUAUAUCGAAAAGCCACGCUAUGUGUUGCGUGGUAGGCUGCACUUCCACAGCAUUACCUGGACUUAUAAGCUUACAUGUAUUCCCGAAGUGUUCAAAGCUAAGAAAACUACGAUCUUUAGAGAAAAUGCUACCCUCAACAAAUGUUGAUAAAAGGAGUGCUCAUGCUGCAGCUCGAGCAGCUUCAGGAGACACUGGGAAGAGGACCGAUCGUGAGGCUGAGAAAGAAUUAACAGCAGCUGAAAUGUUGUUGGAGCUGAGCUCAGUUAAAGAAGUUAAAAACAGCAGAAGUGUCAUUGGAGCUAAGCUCGGUCAACAAAACAUCAGAGGAAGAUGGACAAUCCAGAGUUUUUACCACCUCCACAUCACAUGAAGUUUUGCAUAAUAUUGUGUUAAGUUCAGAACAACCUACACUUGUCACCAUGAUUCAAACACACAGACAGCUCUAUGCAUUUACUGGAAUACAAACGUUUGACUUGUUGAAUGAUAUUGUUAAAGCUGGAGAACCCCUUGACAAAAAUCAGCAGCUUUUAUCAUUCCAUGAUAAAGUACUGUUAACUCUUUGCAAGUUAAAAUUAAACAUUACCUUCACUUGCAUAGCUCUCUUAUUUAAAAUUCCUGAAAGUACAUGCAGAAGAUAUUUCAAAGAAACAUUAAUUGUAUUGGAGGCA